Molecule: messenger RNA, 1680 nt
Organism: Acanthosepion pharaonis
Lineage: Eukaryota; Metazoa; Mollusca; Cephalopoda; Sepiida; Sepiidae
Source: the annotation of a GenBank genome assembly
AUGAUUUCUUCCCUUUCUAUGGGGAUUGCUUUACUCGAGCAAAUGAUUCACCAUAUGCUCUUUAUUUGUCAAGCAAUGCGUUCAUAUCUAUCGAUCUAUAUAUUUAUCUAUCUUUCUCAGACUGUUAAUAUAUAUCUAUCUCUCUAUCUAUCGCAGUCUGUUCAUAUCUAUCUAUCUAUCUAUCUAUCUAUCUAUCUAUCUAUCUAUCUAUCUAUGUCAUAUUUUUAUAUCUAUCUGUCUAUCUAUCUAUCUAUCUAUCUAUCUAUCUAUCUAUCUAUCGUAGUCCCUUCAUAUCUAUCUAUCUAUCUAUCUAUCUAUCUAUCUAUCUAUCGAUGUCUGUCUGCCCAUAUCUAUCUAUUUAUUUAUCUAUCGAAAUAUGUUAAUAUCUAUAUAUCCACACUCUCAUUCCACGUCUCUCUCACCUUCUCUUUUAUUUCUCCCUCUCUCUUGCUUCUGUUACAUCUUCUUCUAUUGCUCACCCUCCCUAUCUUUGUCCACUUUCCUUCCCUUUCUCUCCAAACGCAAACAUAUAAACAUCGCCGCAUUUUUUCUCUUCUUUCCCCGCGUGCGCCCGCACUAAAUAACCCAAUUUCUUUAUCAAAUUUCAUCUUGGCCGUUCCCCACUCUCUCUCUCUCUCUCUCUCUCUCUCUCUCUCUCUCAUAUCUUGGCUGUUUCUCUCUUCCUCUCUCUCUCUCUCUCUUUCUCAUCAUCUUGGCUAUUCCACUCUCUCUCUCUCUCUCUCUCUAUCAAUCUAUCUAUCUCUAUCACCUCGGCCGUUCCCCUCUUUCUCUCUGUCUCUCUCAUCUUGUCCAUUUCUCUCUCACUCUCACUCAUCUUGGCCGUUCCCCUUCUCUAUCUCUCUCAUCCUGGCCUUCCCCCCUCUCUCUCUCUCUCUCUCUCUCUCUCUCUCUCGCUGUCUUAGCUUAGCCGUUCCUCUCUCUCUUUCUCAUCUUGGCCAUCCCCUCUCUCUCUCUUUCUCUCUCUCUACGUCUUUUUCUCUCUCAUCUUGGCCGUUCCCCCCCUCUCUCUCGCAGCUUGGCUGUUUCUCUCUCUCUCUCUUUCUCUCUCUCUCUCUUUCAUUUUCUAACUUUAUACUUCGCACUUCUUCCUUUACCUCUUCUUUUUAUGGCAAUCUGCUUUUCCUUCGUCUCCUUCUUUUUGUCACUUUAUACUCUUCUUUCAUUUUUGUUUUUAUUUCUUCUUCUUCUUCUUCUCAAUUUCAGACCCUCAUUUCAUUUUCUGAACUCCCCUUCUCCCUUCUCCCUUCUCCCUUCUCUUCCUUACUCUAUAUUAUUUUUUUUCUUCUCCUUCUUUUUUCUUCCACUUCUUUUCUUCUUGUUACCUCAGCCUCUUACAUUGUUUCUCGUCUCUUCUUCUUCUUCUUCUUCUUCUUCUUCUUCUUCUUCUUCCUAAUCCUUACUUUAUUUUCUGACCUUUUAAUUCUUUUUCUUAUUCUUCUUAGAGACUUCUUCCAUUCUCUGACUUUGUCCUUCAAUUUCUCCUUCUACAUUCCUUUCUACUUCUUUCACCUUAAACCUUUAUUCUAUAUUCGGAACACCUUUUUCUUCUUCUUCUUCUUCUUCUUCUUCGUCUUCUUCUUCUUCUUCUUCUUCUUCUUCUUCUUCUUCUUCUUCUUCUUCUUUGUCUUCACCUCUCCCUCCUCCUUCUUGUCACAUUAG